Molecule: messenger RNA, 768 nt
Organism: Periconia digitata
Lineage: Eukaryota; Fungi; Ascomycota; Dothideomycetes; Pleosporales; Periconiaceae
Source: the annotation of a GenBank genome assembly
ACAAUGACGGAGGUGCAGAGGGUUACGGCGCCCGCCCAGCAGAUGGCAGAUCACGAUGCGCUACAGCCCACAUACGAGUUCAACUUCAGCAACUUCCUCCGCCGGGAAUACCGCUUCGGCCUCGACCCGGAUCGCCCGCCAUGCAAAGCCUACAUGCAGGGCCACUGCCCGCUGGGCAACCGUUGUCCAGACAAGCACCAGGGCUCGUCGUCUUACAGCAGUCUUGUAUGCAAACAUUGGCUGCGAGGCCUUUGCAAGAAGGGAGAGGCAUGCGAAUUCCUUCACGAGUACAACUUGCGCCGCAUGCCCGAAUGCGCCUACUACGCCCGCACUUUAACAUGCUCUAACGGAGAUGAUUGCCUAUACCUUCACAUCGACCCAGAGUUCAAGCGACCUCCCUGUCCGCAUUACGAUCGCGGUUUCUGCCCCCUCGGCCCCCACUGCGCACUGAAGCAUAACAAGAAGGACAAGCUAUGCCCGUUCUACCUCGCUGGUUUCUGCCCGGAGGGCAAAGGCUGCAAAUACGGAGCCCACCCGCGUUUCCCAACCGAUCUCAAGAAGCCUGAAGUCCGUGUGGAGAAAUCACCUGAAGAACUGGAGCGCGAACGCUUGGAGAGGGAGGCUGAGCGGGAGCGGGAAGAAAGGGAAGAGCGCGAGCGCGACGAACGGAAUGGCCAUCACAGUGGACACAAAUUCCGCGGCAACUGGCAAGAUCGCAAGAGAGGAGGAAGAGGAGGAAGAGGCCGCAAGCAGAGGGGAGGAUACUGA